GGAGCGCCAUGGCGGCGCUGCUGCCGGGACUCUUGCUGGUCGCCCUCCUUGGCGGCAGCGCCGCCACAGCGGCCCUGCUGGAUCUGCCUUGCCCAUCGAACUUCACUUGUACUCUUAAUGUAAGGCACUGCGAGUUGAAUGUGAAGUGGAAACCUAUAGAAACAGAGGAUAACUGCGUGCCAAAGUAUGAGAGUGAUAUAAGCACUGGUGUUGAGUGGAUCAAAUAUGAAUCUAAUGAGACACCUUUCCGGACAGUGCUGGUACCUCUGGGUAAAAAAGUAAUUUUCAGAGCCAGAAAUUCAUGUUCAUCCAAUGGAGAGUGGAUUAAUAUCUCUCUUCCACAAAAUGGUAUUGUAGGUACAGGAGCCACUAAUAUCAGCUGUAUUUGGCAUAAUCUUCAGAACAUGGUGUGCAUGUGGCAGCGUGGGAAGAAUGCAAAUCAGAACACAGCCUACAACUUGACUGCCUGGUACCGGGGAGAAGAAGUGGUGUGCACAAAUUACACUAAAGAAGACGAUACCUUUUGAUGCGCUUUUGACUUGAAAGCAGAUUGGCCUGGAACGCUCAGCAUCUCCAUCCAAGGCAGUUCCAGCAACAUUCAGCCUGUGUGCAUAGAUAAUGAAGAGCCAAAACUGUAUGAGUUUCUAAUAAAACCUGAUCCUCCAUCAAUUGUAAAUAUCACAAAGAGCAACAACGGAGUUAAGCUACAAUGGACUCCUUCAAUAUUUAAGAGAACAUGCUAUGCAGUAAACAUUAGUAAUAAUGAAUUUAGCACAACAGAAAUUUACAGGACCGUUACUGAAGCAUCAAUCCCUCUCCAGCCCAAAUUACGUCACACUUUCCGGGUGAAAGCCAUUUCCUUUUCCUUGUCUGGCAACUGUACAAAAGGACUGUGGAGUGAUUGGAGCAAAGCCGUAGAGUGGGGUGAGGAGAAUCUCUACGACAAUAGUAUGUUUUCAGUUCUUCUAUACAUUCUCAUUCCGUUAUGUGUAGAUCCUAUCAUUGUUCUCAUUUACCUGAAGAGAAAACUGUUGAUUCUUCCUACAAUCCCUGAGCCUGGAAAGUUUGUGAAACAAUUGUUUGAAGAGCAUAGUGAAGAUCUUCAAAAACCUCCCCCAGAAGACCCAAUCAAGGAUGAGCAAACCCAUUUGUUGGUAUUCGUACAGACUUCUGGUAAUGAGAACUGAGGAAGCCAGGUGGCUGCCUUUACAUCAAAUGACUUUUGAAUGUAAAUCAAACACUUUUGGCACAGGGACUGGUGCUCCUAGCUGCUAAGAAUAAUCUCUUGGCAAUGCCCAGUUGUGUACAGCAUUCCUUCCCAGGCAUCUCUUGGCUAAUCUGUUUAUUGUUAAGUUAAUUUUAUACCAAGUUGUUAU
This is a messenger RNA of Rhineura floridana, 1376 nucleotides long. RefSeq names its product interleukin-13 receptor subunit alpha-1-like. The record is from RefSeq and is a predicted model, not a curated record. Gene Ontology annotation, molecular function: cytokine receptor activity; protein binding. Gene Ontology annotation, biological process: cytokine-mediated signaling pathway. Lineage: Eukaryota; Metazoa; Chordata; Lepidosauria; Squamata; Rhineuridae. Gene Ontology annotation, cellular component: external side of plasma membrane; membrane.